AUUUAACUAAACUGGUGUAUAAUUUAGACCUGAUUCUGUUUCGUCUUCUUUAGUACGUCGACAACGUCGUAAACGCAAUCGUUUAGUACGCGUAUCAACAGUUGUUCAAAAGCGCAACCGUACUAUCGGAUACAAUCGAGAAAGUCGAGCAUCUCUGCUACUGCUUACAAUGAAUGUGACAACACUUCUGACUAAUCCGCUGUUUUUAUUAUUUGAAUUACUUGAUGGUGAAGGUAGCGAAGGAAGAGCAGCGGCUAAAAUAACUGGUGAUCAGUGUGUAUCAUGGACAUUAAGACAAUUUUUCAAUUCAUUAAUUUAUUUUGGUAAUCAAAAUAAUUGGAUAUUUUAUUUGGCUUUUGGUGCACGUUUCCGCGUCCACAUUAUGAACAUGUUAAUGUGUAGAAAAAGAGGCUACUUGAAUAAGCCUAAAUUACUGAACUCUGAAAUUCCACUGGAUGUAGGUACAAAUUUAAUAAAUUGUGAUUAUGUAAGAAAUAGUACUCAGACUAAUAUUCUACGUAUAUCAACAUCAAAUAAUAUUUUUAACUUCAGCACAGAUGACAGCUUAAAUGGUAUUGACGGUGAUAGGUUGGUUCCAUCGACAAUAAUAAACGACAUAAACGAUAAGAAUGAAAAAGAAUAUUCAUCUUGAAAUUAUUCUUAGAAAAAGAAAUUAUAACAGUAUUUUAGAUCAGCAGUGUGAAAAGGGAAACCUGACAAAGUGAAUAAUACAUUCAAGAAGUAAAUUUCAUUUUUCUAUUCCCAAGAAGCCGUG
This is a messenger RNA of Trichobilharzia szidati, 775 nucleotides long. The record is from the annotation of a GenBank genome assembly. NCBI's taxonomy places the organism in Eukaryota, Metazoa, Platyhelminthes, Trematoda, Strigeidida, Schistosomatidae.